Molecule: messenger RNA, 303 nt
Organism: Linum tenue
Lineage: Eukaryota; Viridiplantae; Streptophyta; Magnoliopsida; Malpighiales; Linaceae
Source: the annotation of a GenBank genome assembly
AUGACAUUGGGACCGCCAGUGAAUGAGCCUUCUUUCCGAUUCGUGCUCCCUCUUGCGUAUAUGGGUGAUGGCUCCAAGGUUUUGUUUGUUCAGGAUAAUAACAAGUUCGUUAGCUAUGAUUUGAGAGGCAAGAAGGUUGAAGAGGUCAGAGUUAGAGGCAUAUCACACACUUGCGAAGUUACAGUCCUGGCAGGGAGCCUUGUUAAGCUUAAAAGCAGUAGUGAGGGAGUGGCAAAUGCAGGAAACUUGCUCGUGAGUGCAGUGAACUUGGUUGGAAUCGGUGUUGAUGAGAACCGGUGCUAG